ACUCAUUUCGGCCGUCGGGAUAUGCGGCCAGAUUUUGUGAAUUGUGAUGCUGGUAUUCUCGAAACUCACAGUUUUCAUUUCUCUUUAAUACGCAUUGUAUCUGUCGUCUGAAGUAGCUGAGCUUAAGGAAUUAUCAGUUAUGGCUAUACAAUAUUAGUUUGAGCGAAACGUCUUCACGUGUUCGCAUGUUGUUGGAAGACCCAUUGAAGUUCUUCGGAUUUUUAGAUGGAAAAUUUCUUUAUCAGUAUUUUCAAAUGCGCAGUGUGUAGCCCGUUGAGUUGCGUUCCAUGCCAAGCGAAGGCACCGAGCGAAACUUUUCGGACAGGCGGGCUGAGCUUUAUCUGUUUGAACAUGCGCUACAAAUAAUCCGAGCCCGCGGCGGACCAUUUCAUGCCUUUUAUCACGCUUCGUACCGACAAGAGUGGAGGUCGGCUGAACGGAAUGGACUCGCGGAUAGUGAUUUCGCCAUUUCGACCGGUUUUGAUUGGACGUGAGUCGGAGUGCAUUAGCUACCGGAUUACUGUGGUCGUGCGGAUGGAGAAGGAUGACUGCUGGCUCGGAUACAUCCAGGACUUUAACAGUGCCGACGGCACCGUCUUGGUUGACUUUGAUGCCUGCGCAGCGCCGGCGCGCCUCAUCCCGGCGUCGCGCGUCUGGCCGAUGCAGUUCUUGCCCCGGCUGCACUGGAUGGAAUAUCAGAACAUGUCUGUAAUGGCGGCUGUGCGCGAUGCCAGUGCCGGCCCGUUGCGCUUCCGUCCGGCCACGGUGCUGCUGUGCUUUCCCAAAUGCGAGCUCUUCUUUAUCACGGUGACCGUGCCGGGAACUAACCAACCCACCAAUGCUGUUGUUAAUCGCUGUCAGUUAACGAGGCGACUGCCCUUCGACCAGGCACCUAUCCUGGCCAGAACCAGACCGAGCGGCAUACUUUACAUGCGGCAUGAAAUCCCCUUUAACACCGCAAAAUGUGCUUGUAACACAGCGGCGGACGUGUCGCAAUUUAUUGACGCUUUUGAGCUAGCGUACUAUCCUUCGCAUCCGCAACUGAACGACACGGAUGAUAGUUGUCGUUUCCACGUGCGAUUCGGCGCGGAUCGCUGCACGUUCAUCGUCGUUGACACGGCAACCGUGACCUGGACGGCGGAGACGCUGACGAGGAUAUUGGAGACGUAUGCAGCGCGACAUGUCGAUCCAAAAGCUCUCGCGCAAACCACUCGUGAAAGCAGCGAAGUGGUACGGGCCACACACCUGACCAGGAGCUUGAGAUUCGU
Paramacrobiotus metropolitanus is the source of this 1268-nucleotide messenger RNA. RefSeq lists its product as uncharacterized. The annotation marks the transcript as partial. The transcript has 3 exons. The record is from RefSeq and is a predicted model, not a curated record. NCBI's taxonomy places the organism in Eukaryota, Metazoa, Tardigrada, Eutardigrada, Parachela, Macrobiotidae.